UCUAUAAAUUCCUCCAAACCCUAAUUUGAUUCCUCCACAUGAAAAACAAAUCCAAUCCUAUCUCCAUUCGUGAUUUCCUCUGUUUUCCGUUUUCCUCAUGGCGCCAAUAUCGAGAACUCUCGAAAUCACAGUGAUUUCUGCCGAAGAUCUUCACCGUCGUCGGAAAUCGAUGAAGAAGAAAUCAUUCGCGACCGUCAAAAUCGAUUCUCAGAAUCUCGGCAGCACACAAAUCGACGACAGAGGCGGUAGCUAUCCUUUCUAUAACAAUAAAAUGGCGUUGAACUUGCCGUCGAAUGUAAGUUUCAUGACUGUAGAUGUACAUUCUGGAAAUUUCUCGAGGAACGAGAUCAUCGCAACUGCGAAUGUUCCGGUAUCGGACUUUUUAGGCGGCUUCGUGCCGGAAAGUUAUUUACAUUUCUUGAGUUACCGAUUGCGAGACGUUAGAGGUAAGAGGAAUGGAAUUGUUAAUAUUUCUGUUAGAGUUUUGGCUUCUGAUCAUACGUCCACUUCACAAACGCGAAAAGUACAAAUUCCGGCGGAGAAAACUAAUUUCGGCGGCGGCGUAGCGAUCGGGAUCCCUAUGAAAUUUAUUGAAAACUAUUGAAAUUUAUUGAUUACUUUUUUCGAG
Cucurbita maxima (winter squash) is the source of this 628-nucleotide messenger RNA. Its product is annotated as BON1-associated protein 2-like. The transcript has a single exon. Bases 98 to 604 code for a protein of 168 amino acids. Gene Ontology annotation, biological process: defense response. The record is from RefSeq and is a predicted model, not a curated record. NCBI's taxonomy places the organism in Eukaryota, Viridiplantae, Streptophyta, Magnoliopsida, Cucurbitales, Cucurbitaceae.